GGAAGCUAAAACACGUGUUUUUAUACUUUUCACCAAAAAUAUCAAAUUAUUCCGAGAAAACUCCUUGAUUUUCACUGGUAGUUACUGUAUUCGUUAAUCUGUAUUAUAUACUACGUGUGCUCGCUAAUUGCGCCACAUUGCAACAUUGUGUUUGGAUAAAUUAUAUCAAUCCUAAAAUGACUGAAGAAAAAGUAGCUGAUGUAGCCGCGGAGAGCAAUGGAAAAGAGGAGAAAGAAGAAAAUGGGGCGAAAACCGAGCCCAUGGAUGAAGCAGAACUGGAGAGCGCUAUAAUUCGGCAGAUCGAAUAUUAUUUCGGUGAUCUCAACCUUCCACGUGACAAGUUCCUCCGCGAGCAGGUGAAGCUGGACGAUGGCUGGAUACCGUUUGAUAUCCUCAUCAAGUUCAACCGGCUCGCCAAGCUCACUACAGACCUGGAGCUCAUCGCUAAGCUGUUGGGAAGGUCCAGAAGUGGUUUACUCGAGAUUUCAGAAGACAACAAGAAGGUCCGCAGAAGCCCCGACAUGCCUCUCCCCGAGAUGAACGAAGAGCGCCGUAAGGAAGUCCAGGGCCGCACGGUCUACGCCAAAGGUUUCCCCAAGGAUGCUUUGCUGGAUGAUGUCCUGAAGUACUUCAAACAGUUUGAGGAGGUGGAGAACGUCAUCAUGAGGAGAUACCAGGACAACAAGACUAAGAAGCGGCUGUUCAAGGGAUCAGUGUUUGCCACAUUCAAGACUAAAGAACAGGCGCAAAAGUUCCUGGAACAGAGCGACGUGAAGUACGGCGAGAGCGAGCUGAUCAGGAAGUGGCAGGAGGCCUACGUGGCUGAGAAGCAGGAGGAGUAUGCCGCCAAGAAAGAGAAGAAGGAAAAGAAGCCCAAGAAUGUGGAACAGGAGCCUCCUCAGGACGACUUGAAGUUGCCGGCCGGCACGGUGCUGCACAUCGACCACGGGAACGACAAGCUGAAACGGGAGGACAUCAAGGAAGGGUUCGCUAAGUUUGGUGAAUACGAAAUAGCGUACGUAGACUCAAAUCUCGGCGACACGCAGGGCUGGGUGCGAUUCGCCAAAGAGAACGCCGCCAAAGAGAUCUUCGAGAAAAUCCCCGACGGAAAAAUCACAGUCGCAGACACAGAAAUAACAGUCAAACUCCUCGGCGAAGAGGAGGAGGCCGCUUACCUGACGAAAACCAUUGAACAUAUGAGGAAGAGGAGGUUCAACUAUAAGAAUAACAAGCACCAUAAUAAGGGAAGGAAUUUCAAGGGGAAACAGGGAGGGAGGAAACGCAGACAAGAUCAACAUGGUGACGCGCCAGCGGCCAAAGUUAAAGCUGACACCUAAAUUACAUAGUACAUUUUCCAUGUUGAAAGAUAGGUAAGGUAUAGCCGGUCAAACAACUUUGUCAGUAGAAAAAGGCGCGAAAUUCAAAUUUUCUAAGGGACGAUUACCCAUCGUCUUCCGGUUCGAGCACCAUCUUGAUGGUCACGCGUCGUGAUCAAUUGCUUUGUUUUUUGCUCAUUAAUAUUGUUUAAAGUGUAAUAUCGAUAGCCUAUUAUACAGUAAACUAAUGUGGUAGUGUGCAGUGAAUGGAGAAUUAAUCUUUAAGCACGUUUAACCAUCAUUUUGGAGUCAACGGCCGGUUGUCCACGUGUUUCUUGUAAAGUCCGCUAUCGCUUUACAAGAGCUAAAUCACCGUACACUGUCUUGUACUAACCGUACAAUUUCAAUCGUAUUACCCUGCUACUACGACCUUGAUACUGGCGAAAUAGCCCCACUGGGUUGAAGCCAUAAUUUUAAAAGAAUGAAUGAAUGAAUGAACGAUUACCCAUCGCGCUUACAUUUUUUCUACUGACGGAAAUAGCUUGAGCAGAGUAUAUAAGUAAGGUCGGUAAGACUGUGUUCGUAACAUGCCGAUUUCUUGUGUUUAUGCUCGAC
Molecule: messenger RNA, 1931 nt
Organism: Cydia splendana
Lineage: Eukaryota; Metazoa; Arthropoda; Insecta; Lepidoptera; Tortricidae
Gene: La
Product: la protein homolog
Exons: 7
Coding region: 177-1337 (386 amino acids)
Biological process (GO): tRNA processing
Cellular component (GO): nucleus; ribonucleoprotein complex
Molecular function (GO): mRNA binding
Source: RefSeq, a predicted model, not a curated record